Molecule: messenger RNA, 1728 nt
Organism: Ipomoea nil (Japanese morning glory)
Lineage: Eukaryota; Viridiplantae; Streptophyta; Magnoliopsida; Solanales; Convolvulaceae
Product: serine/threonine-protein kinase CDL1
Exons: 7
Coding region: 325-1515 (396 amino acids)
Biological process (GO): protein phosphorylation
Molecular function (GO): protein kinase activity; ATP binding
Source: RefSeq, a predicted model, not a curated record
AAAAGAGUUGAAGGGGUCAAAACGAGAGAAAGUGUAAAUCCAUUCUCCCGCGCUCAAAACGAGACAAACACAAACCUGAAAGGGAGUGAGUGAGGAGGGGGGAGAGAGUACGUGAGAGACAACCCAAACCCUGUGGUACUCUCACUGAACCUUUUUGUCAACUAUAGCUCAGACACCCCACCCCCUCUUUCCCUUUCUCUCUCUCUCUCUCUCUCUCUCUCUCCACUAAAAAUGGCUCUUGCGUUUCCCCUCCCACCACUACCAGCUUCUUGGGCCUGAAACCACUCCAAAGGUCUCACCUUUCAGAGCUCUUUGGGAUCAGCAAUGGAAGAAGCCCAGAGUGAUGAUUACAAGAACAGAGAGAGGGUGGCUCUAGUCACAAUCUUAGUUUUUGCUUCCCUUGCCAUUGCCUCUUUGCUUCUGGCCUUCAGCUACUACUGCUACCUCCGCAGCAAAGUCUCUGCCCAGCGCCUCAACAACCGGAAAAUUAAGGAGGGUGAUUGUGAAGAUAAAGGAAGCGGGAUUUCGAGUCUUAAAGUUACUGCUGAAAAGGGGCCUCAGAUUUUCACCUUCAAGCAGCUGCAUUCAGCAACUGGCGGUUUUGGGAAGUCGAACGUGAUUGGACAUGGCGCUUUUGGGUCGGUGUACAGGGGAGUGCUCCAAGAUGGGAAGAAGGUUGCGGUUAAGCUGAUGGAUCAGGCUGGAAAGCAGGGGGAGGAGGAAUUUGAAAUGGAGGUGGAGUUGCUGAGCCGGUUGCGUUCACCCUAUUUGCUGUCACUGAUUGGCUACUGCUCAGACAGCCACCAUAAGUUGCUUGUUUACGAGUUCAUGGCGAACGGUGGCUUACAGGAACAGUUGUAUCCAAUCAGUGGUUCCACGAGUGUAUGUCUGAAGUUGGACUGGGAGACCCGGUUGAAGAUAGCUUUGGAGGCAGCAAAAGGAUUGGAAUAUCUCCAUGAACAUGUCAAUCCGCCUGUUAUACAUAGAGAUUUUAAAAGCAGCAACAUUCUUUUGGACAAAAAUUUCCACGCCAAAGUUUCCGACUUUGGAUUGGCCAAACUUGGAUCUGAUAAAGCGGGUGGACAUGUUUCCACUCGAGUGUUGGGCACCCAAGGAUACGUUGCACCCGAAUAUGCGUUAACCGGGCACCUGACCACGAAAUCAGAUGUGUAUAGCUACGGAGUUGUCCUGCUGGAGUUAUUGACUGGCAGGGUUCCGGUUGAUAUGAAGCGGCCUCCAGGGGAAGGUGUUCUUGUAUCCUGGGCUUUGCCCCGCCUAACUGACAGAGAAAAGGUUGUAGAGAUUAUGGAUCCCGCGCUGGAGGGGCAGUACUCGAUGAAAGAGGUCAUUCAGGUUGCUGCUAUCGCUGCAAUGUGCGUACAGCCGGAAGCCGACUAUAGGCCUCUCAUGGCCGACGUGGUGCAGUCAUUGGUUCCGCUAGUGAAACAGAACCGACCGGGUUCUAAGGCGGGCGGCUGCUCUAGCUUCCACGCUUCACAGUCUCCCAAGAUGUAACGCCAUACGGGUGCAAGUGGACGAGGUAUGUCCCACCAUUGCCGGGGAAAAAGAAAUUAGGGUUUUGUAGCAGAAGGUUUUUGAAUGGCAGAGCCCUAUAAUCUUGUUUGUAGUGUAGAUGAUGCUGAGAACCUUGUAGGAAUGGUGUUUUAUUUUGUUGUAAUUUUAGUUAACUGGACUACCACUUUAAUUUACGGGAAAGCCUGUAGCCAC